Truncatella angustata is the source of this 771-nucleotide messenger RNA. Its product is annotated as ubiquinone biosynthesis protein COQ9. Gene Ontology annotation, molecular function: lipid binding. Gene Ontology annotation, biological process: ubiquinone biosynthetic process. The record is from RefSeq and is a predicted model, not a curated record. Lineage: Eukaryota; Fungi; Ascomycota; Sordariomycetes; Amphisphaeriales; Sporocadaceae. Bases 1 to 771 code for a protein of 256 amino acids. Gene Ontology annotation, cellular component: mitochondrial inner membrane. The transcript has 2 exons.
AUGGUACCCUCCAGAGCACUCGCCCGCCUCGCGCGCGCACCUCAGCCGUGCGCCUCCGCUGCUGCACGUAGCAGCAGCCUUCGAUCCUACCACUCCUACGACCACCCAGCGCCGCCGGGCGCCUUCAAUGCCACCGAGCGCGCCAUCCUCUCCGCCGCCUAUGCACAUGUGCCCGAGCACGGCUUCUCGCAGCAUGCCCUGGCCCUGGGAGCCCGCGAUGCCGGAUACCUCGACAUGAGUGCCACGAUACUGCCCAACGGGCCUUUCAGUCUGAUCAAGUACCAUCUUGUCACGAAGCGGGAGGGCCUAGUACCCAAGAGCAAGGACAUCUUCGCACCCGGUGCGGAAGCCGAGAGGCUGCCGACCAAUGACAAGGUCGAGCGGUUGACGUGGGAGAGGUUGCUAGAGAACCGCGAUGUUAUACAUCGGUGGCAAGAGGCUUUGGCAGUGAUGGCUCAGCCCAGCCUGAUCCCAGCCUCCCUCCACGAGCUUGCCCUGCUCUCCGACGACAUCUACCACCUGUCUGGCGACAAGGCUGUCGACCCCACGUGGUACACCAAGCGUGCCUCCCUCUCGACGACCUACGCCGCGGCGGAGCUGUUCAUGACCAACGACCGCUCCUAUGGCUACGACGAGACGCGGGCUUUCCUGCAACGGCGGCUCGCCGAGAGCAGCGGCCUGGGCUCCGUGGUCGGAAACAUUGGGCAAUGGGUCGGGUUCACCGCGGCUGCAGGCGUGAACGUUCUCAGGAGCAAGGGUGUGAGGAUAUGA